AUGUCUCUUAUGACUAUAUGUGAUCACAAAAUGAUGUUCACAAAGAUCAAGGUUGAACAUCCAGAUUCAGCAUAUCCAAUUCUUAAGCAUUGCAUGAUCUUAUAUAGCCAUUCAACAAAUGUUCAAUGUGAAAAGCACUUCAACAAGAUACAAUCAUCUAUCAGAUUUGCUAUUGAGAAUGCAUUCAGAUUGCUUACAGCCAAGAGUAUCUUAAUGAUAUGUUGUGACAAGACAUUGACGAUUCACAAUAUGAAGAACCCGCAAUAUAUGGAUUUGCUCGUACUAAUAAGAUGGAUGGUUUUAAAUUGGACCAAAAUGAUUUGA
Messenger RNA from Phycomyces blakesleeanus NRRL 1555(-), 324 nucleotides. RefSeq lists its product as hypothetical. The record is from RefSeq and is a predicted model, not a curated record. The transcript is spliced from 4 exons. Lineage: Eukaryota; Fungi; Mucoromycota; Mucoromycetes; Mucorales; Phycomycetaceae. Bases 1 to 324 code for a protein of 107 amino acids.